This is a messenger RNA of Heterobilharzia americana, 790 nucleotides long. Lineage: Eukaryota; Metazoa; Platyhelminthes; Trematoda; Strigeidida; Schistosomatidae. The record is from the annotation of a GenBank genome assembly.
AUUGAAUACUCAAGGUGUGCAAUAAGCUGCGCAAGGUAUGAUAUCAAUCGCUACUUUGCACUAUAAAACUGCUGCAUGUUUACUAAGGUUUGCUGAAUCGAAACUGGGGUUACGUGUACGUUUUGUGUCUGCAGACUGUAGUCUAAAUAAUGAUAAGCCGGUUGAUAUACCAGAUCCGUACGUUAAACCGCCUAAGAAAUGCUUCAUUUGUCAAAAAAACAUCCCUUUAGAUUAUAAGAACGUCCGUUUGCUGUCGCAAUUCGUCUCUCCGUAUACAGGGCGUAUCUAUGGACGUCAUAUAACAGGAAUGUGUAUACCAAUGCAGAAAAGAAUAUCGCAAUUGAUUAAAAAGUCUCGACAAUUCGGUUUUAUGCCGUUUGAAAGUAAAGUGAGUGCGUUCAUUGCUGACCCAAGGAUACAUGUACCUUCAAGAUUGCGGUGAUCUAACUAAUUAUGUACAGGCAUUUCGUAGAAUACAGUUUUGAUCAGUUAUAUAUUUUAUCAGUUUUCUGUUGAGCGUAGGUUACAGCAAAAGUGAGAAUCCUAACUAGUUUAAUAUAUGAGCCUAUAAAUUGUUGACUUUGAAAAGUUGAAUUAUUACUGUAUAAACAAUAAUGGGUCAGUGUAAAUGUUGGAUAUUUAAAUCUUUUAAAAUUUACGAAAUCCAGAGAAAAUCCUAACUUUACUGAAGAAUAUGUCAUAGAUAGAUAGCUGUUAACGUAAAAGUAUUUACAUCACACUAGUGGAUAUUCAACUCUGUUUAGACGAAAUAAACAUUUUUACUUAUUCU